Messenger RNA from Brugia pahangi, 429 nucleotides. Lineage: Eukaryota; Metazoa; Nematoda; Chromadorea; Rhabditida; Onchocercidae. The record is from the annotation of a GenBank genome assembly.
AUGAAGAAGCAGAGAAAGGAGAAAAAGCACACAACAACGACGCCAACAAAGCAAAUAAUUGAGAAAUCAAAAAUACCACUAAAAGAAAUUACAGGAACACAGGUGAAAUUAACAUCUACAGAAACCUCAAUGUCAACAGUUCCAGACAAAUGUCAACAAUUACAACUACCAGAUGUUAAGCAAUCCGAAAUAGAGGUUAAUUCAAUUAGUCAGAAAAAAGUCAUUGGAAAAGAAAGAAGCACAGAAGUUGAAAAGAAUGAGGAAAACGUGAAAGAAGAUGAGAAGAAGAUGAGCCAAAAUGUGGACGAGGAUGAAGUAGUAAGCGAAUAUUUGACCACACCGUUGGACUAUUACUUGAGGGGUCAGCUAGCUAAUCGACCAUCAGAAUACGAUGAUACCACACACAAUCCUGGUGAUCGAUUACGCUGA